AUGCCUAAUUCCGUCGUUAAUGCUAAUUACGACUAUUUACACGAUAAUGAACUGGUACUUUUAAGCAAAUGCUCUUAUCAAUUAACUCUUUCCAUUGAAGAAUUAACUAAGCCAGCUGUAAGAAAACGUGAUAAUUCUGAUAAACCACCACGUCCACAAAACAGCUGGAUAAUUUUUCGAAGAGAUUAUGAAGCGCAUUUACGUUUAUGUAAUCAACACAUCAAACAAAAAGUAAAAGAAACAGCAAAGGAAUGCAGUUUAAAGUGGCGAGAGCUAUCAAGCGAAACCAAACAUUUCUUCAAAAUAUUAGAAAAAAUAGCUUGUGAGAAUCACAAAAGCUUAUAUCCUAAUUAUAAGUAUAAGCCAAAAAACGCAAAAGAUUCAAGCGUUAAGAAAUGGGUUUUUCGCGAACAAAAGAAAUACGCACCAAAAUUGUCACAUAAACCUAGCUCAACGAGUACAACUCCUCAAGAAGCAGCACAAAUCGUUAGGUCGCCCUCUUUGAAUAAUACAACAUCAACAAUCGAAUAUAAUCAUACUGUUAUCACCGCUUCGACAACCAUUGAUGAUACUUGUCCUUCCACAGUCAAUAAUAACACCGCUUCGACAACCAUUGAUGAUACUUGUCCUUCCACAGUCAAUAAUAAUAAUGCGGAUGUUGGGAAUUCGAUCAAUAACGCAUUUAAUGAAAUAAUUUCAUUGGAUCAAUUUUCUUUGUUAUCUGGAAAUGUUGGUAUUAACGUUAAUAAUGACACUCAUCCUUCCACAAUCAAUCCGAACGCCAAUACAUGGAAUUCGAUCAACAUGGUCUCAAGAGAUAUGCGCAAAAAGUUUGUCGAUGUAUUCGGUGACGAAUUUCUUGACGCGUGA
This is a messenger RNA of Ambispora gerdemannii, 870 nucleotides long. The record is from the annotation of a GenBank genome assembly. Lineage: Eukaryota; Fungi; Glomeromycota; Glomeromycetes; Archaeosporales; Ambisporaceae.